UUACUCGUUUAUCUAAAUUUGUAUUGCCUAAAGACUAAUCUCCGUGCAUGUACUGUACAAGAGAGGCAAAUAUAGCAUGAUUUGGGUAGAGAGAGAAAGAGAGAGAGAGAGAGAGAGCGCAGCACACGGUAGCGCGAGACAAAUCAUUACAAAAGGCGCAUGCACAAGAGACAGACCCAUUGCAUGUGUACACCUGUAUUACAACAUCUCGAUCUAUAAUAACUCGUGCGAGGGGAUAUAUAUCUUAGGAUCUCUGCGUAUGCAUCUCAAACAGAGGCUUUACUGUUCAAUCGUGAUGCCCUCUUCUUCCUCGGCAGGCAUAUGUAUUUGGUAUCGCCGUUUCUUCCAGUAAGCACCAAUGCAUGCAUGCACCCGCCUCCCUGCGCUCUCAAAUAGAUGGUGCAAGUAAAGAUGUCCAAAUCUUCCGCAGACCCUCUGUCUGGUGUACAAAGCGCUUCUCAGUCGCACUAUUUUCAGCUACCACGAAAGUUGCCGAAGCGCAAGGGUCGUUUUAAACGCUCAGAUGGCAGCACCUCCUCUGACACCACCUCCAGCUUCAUCAAACGACAGGGUUCAGCCGAUUCGUACACGAGCAGACCUUCGGAUUCCGACCUGUCAGCGGAGGAGGACCGCGAGGCGUAUCGGCGUGAAGCCGAACGCCAGGCCCAGCUACAGCUCGAGAGAGCCAAGUCCAAACCUGUAGCGUUCGCAGUGAAGACGAAUGUGAAUUAUUGCGGGGCUCUAGAUGAGGACUGUCCUGUUCAGGGUGCUGCCAUAAACUUUGAAGCCAAAGACUUUCUGCACAUUAAAGAGAAGUACAAUAAUGACUGGUGGAUUGGAAGGCUGGUGAAAGAGGGGGCAGACAUCAGCUUCAUUCCCAGCCCCCUCCGACUGGAGGCCAUGAGACUCAAACAGGAGCAAAAACAACAGAGGAAAGGUGGCAACUCCUCCUCAAGCCUGGGCGACAUGGUAUCAGGAGGUUGGAGAUCAACGCCGCCAUCUGCAGGUGAGACCAAACAGAAGCUAAAGCAGACUGAACACAUUCCUCCGUAUGAUGUGGUGCCGUCCAUGAGGCCUGUGGUUCUGGUUGGUCCUUCACUGAAGGGUUACGAGGUGACAGAUAUGAUGCAGAAAGCCCUGUUUGACUUUCUCAAACAUCGCUUUGAUGGACGGAUUUCUAUAACCCGGGUGACCGCUGACCUUUCUUUGGCCAAGAGAUCGGUUCUCAACAAGAGACCCAUAAUGGAGAGGUCUAACACACGAACCAGUUUGGCGGAAGUACAGAGUGAGAUCGAGAGAAUAUUUGAGUUGGCCAAAACCCUUCAGCUGGUGAUUCUAGAUGCGGACACCAUUAACCAUCCAGCACAGCUGGCUAAAACCUCAUUAGCUCCUAUCAUAGUGUAUGUUAAGGUCACCUCUCCAAAGGUUUUACAGCGAUUGAUAAAGUCGAGGGGUAAAUCACAAAGCAAACACCUUAAUGUUCAGAUGAUGGCAGCAGAUAAACUGGCUCAAUGUCCUCCUGAGAUGUUUGAUGUCAUUUUGGAUGAGAACCAGUUGGAGGACGCCUGUGAGCACCUCGCUGAAUAUCUGGAGGUCUACUGGCGUGCCACUCAUCUGCCUGGCACCGCCCCACUCAACCCGCUAUUGGAGCAAAAUCUGAUGACGCCACCCUCAGCAAUCUCCAGUCUACAGAACCAGCAGCUGUCGCCUGCCGGGGGUGGAGGGGGAGUGGAGGAGGAGGAGCAGGGGGAGCAGGACAGCCUCAUGCCCUCCGACGAGGCCAGUGACUCUCGCUCCCUCCGCCGAGGAGGCUCUAGCUCCCUGCACCCCCCGGAGGAUGAGGAAGAAGAGGAGGAGGAGGAAGAGGAGGAAGAUGAUUACGAACCCCACCGCCACUCUCACCCGUACCGGGACGUGUACCCACCCAACCGUAACCACCCCGGUGGCAUCCACAGCGCUAACGGACACGAGUCACAGGACCGACUCCUGCAGCAGCGAGACUCGCAGGAUGGACACAACCAACGGAACAACCGCCAGCGCACGAGAGCCUGGCCAAGAGACAACUACUGACCGCCUGCCUGCAGGAGUCUGGAGGAGAGGGUUGGGUUGUGAAUUGGGGUGAGGGGUGAUGGGAACUGGUGAGGAACUGGAAACGCACAGUGUGUGUGUGUAUGCGUGUUUGUGGAUAAAACUGCCCAUGGUUGACAAAAAAAUCCUGUUGUUUUCUAAGCUUAUGUGGUCAUUAUUGUUUGAGGCAUUGCACUACAUUUGCUUUUAAAAGACAGGGCAGCUUUUCUCCUUUAAGAUCACAUGCAUGUUCAUAUCGAAACAAUAUUUGAGCUUCCUCUGAAACCCACCCACGUCAAAUAUUACUUUGCGUAUCAUACGCUCUCCCUGAACCUAAUGAGCACAGAAGGCAUUAUGGGAAAAGGAAUAGCACUUUUAUAGCAUGGGAUGUGAGUCACAAAGAAAACAUUGUAGCAUUUUGUUGCAUCUUUAAUGGCAUCUUUUUUGCUAUUGCUCUUGUAAAUGUGAAUAGGACUCACUAUUUUUGGUUCAAGCCCUCAGUCAUGAUGUUGCCUGAUUGGAGCCCAUAUGCACUUGUCUUAUGAGUUGUUUAUUGGUACUCCUCUCCACAUCAUUCAGGCAACUGACAUGAACAGUCAUUUUCACGGUCACGUUUACAGAUGUAGCACACAUUGCCAUUUGCAAAGCACCGUGUAAAUGCGGUGUAUGUAGGAAAGGAAUCCAGGGUUACGCUCUGCUGUCGUAGAGUGAAAUAUUAUUGGAACUACAGUCUUGGUUUGCACAUGAGGUGAAUUCCAACUUCAGACUGAAGAGAAGCAGUCGAUCUUCCUGCAUUUCCGUACUGCCGCAUAAAGAAAGAACCUAAUUAGGUCAGUGUCACUGGUUUCUUUUUCUGGGAAAUGAGAAGGACUAAAAACUGAAGUUAUUUUAUCAUCCAACAGUAGAUCAGUGCCCAUACACUGGAUUUUUAUAGAAGCAGAUGAAGCUCACUAGUUUUGAAGUCUGUUUAGAGUAGUGGUCGAUCGAUAUGUGUUUUUCAGGGCCGAUUUUUACAGAUAACCGAUAUUUUGAACCGACAUAUACGUCUCAGAUAAAAAUGAAAUGUAAUAUCAACUUAAGAAUAAGAAAAACUUUCUUUAAAUGCUUUUAAAUUAUUUUAUCAACAAAUCAGUUUUGAAAAUGACCAAUAACCAUAAAAAUGCCUACUAUCUGUGCCGAUAAUCGGCCAGGCCGACGUUGACCACUAGUUUUGGAAUAGUCAUGUUGUUCCUCUGUGACCUAAAUGAGUAGAAAGUUGGUCUAGGUUCAUAUAUUUUUCACAUUUGAGAUCUCAUAACACUCAAAAUGGUGUCUGUAGGACAGGAAGUCCCGCCUUUCAGUUAAAAGAGCCAAUGGCCUUAAGGCAUCCUGGUCUGUUUUUGAACUUGCAUGCACGUUAGCUAGACUAAUCUGAUUUUUUAAAGCUACAGAAGCUAAAUUUAGAUUUUUGUAUCAUUGUUUCUGGGUGAUUUUAAAGGUUUUGAAAGGUUGGCAAAGUUUUGGUGAUUUCCCUGUUUAAGUAGAUAGGAGUUGUACUUGCAUGACUGGAAACUAGCAUUACCAAAAUGGCCACUAAAUAAACUGCCUCAAAAAGAAUUAGUCUUUACCAAGAAGAAUGUGGCUUUAACAAGUGAGUGAUCUUCCUCCGUCCUCCGUUUCUCGCCACUCUUUCCUCUCCGAGACUCUGGGUGUCUAAGGGGGCGGUUACCGUGGCCUGCUUAAAAACAUAGCGUCACAUCUUGCUUUGGUGACACGUCGACUGCUAGCUAGUUUAAUGACCUUAUUGGUGAUUACAUUAGCAUAAAUCAACCAGGUUGUGUUACAACCAAAUCCAAGUUCUCCCUUUUCUCAUGACUCUAGACUCGGAUGUUACCUGUAGCAGCUUAGGCUAAGGUUUAUCCAGUGUAGGACCAUUCAAACUGGCCUUAAUACUUACCUGUAUAUCUUUACCACUGCAUGUCUCAAAUACAAUUAUUUAGGACUAUUUGCACAUUAGGGUUGGAACAGGACCUUUAGAAAACUUUAAGUAUAUUAGAGUAGAAAAAUCUACUCCGUUUUUCUGUUUUUAAUUUCAAAUCUGCAACGGAAUAUUAGUAACGCAUCUAAGAAUAGCUAGUGUACAUAUAUAUCGAAUGAAAUUCCACCAGAUCCUGAAUAUAAUUCUUUAGAACGUUACUUUACUUUGUAUUUACGGAUCUGUAUCGUUUUUAAGAAAUGUUGCGAUGUUUACAAAGUCAGGAUUGCUCUCACUCAGAGAUCGUUGACGUGAGACGCAUUGAAAUAUAUGUAACGUCAGUUGUCGUACGGUUAUGUAAAGUCACAUAAAGUUGCAGUACACUCUCACGUAGCGCUGUAGUGAUUUGGUUCUUUUGCAAAAAAAACCAACACUUAACAUCUAAACUAUUAUACAUGAUUGUGAUGGCCUCUAGAUUUCAGUGCAUAUCCAAAAAUCGCCAUCCAGAAAGAGAAAUCCUUAUUUUUCUUAAAAACCACUCUUUCUGAUGUAAUGCAAUGUUUAUACAUAGGAUGUGUAUUUAAAUAUGAUUUCAUGUAGACUACACAGUUCCUUCCAAACAUGCACAGAGACUUGAGUGAAUGUAUAGUUGCAUGCCUUAACACCUCUAGUCCUAAGCACUAAUGUAUUGUCCUCCAGAGGGACGGUGCUAAAUUGACUGUCCCUUAAUUGAUUGUGUUGCAUUGAUUGUACUGGAUCCGUACACUCCCAGAAUGCACUUUCAGAAACAUCCUCCCUCAUUUUAGAUAGUAAAAACUUGUCUUAUCGACCAAAAUUGAUGCCUGAUAUGAAGAUUGAGCCAUCAGUGUGUCCAGCGUAGUAUUAGGACAACAUCACUACCAUAGUAUGUUAGCAUCUUAAUGCUGGAGAGGUUUAUGUACAGUUGAGGUCAACAGUUUACAUACACCUUGCAGAAUCUACAAAAUGUUUAUUAUUUUACCAAAAUAAAAGGGAUCAUACAAAAUGCAUGAUAUUUCUUGUUUAGUACUGACCUGAAUGAGAUGUUUCACGUAAGACGUUUACAUGUAGUCCACAAGAGAAAAUACCAUAU
Labeo rohita (rohu) is the source of this 5132-nucleotide messenger RNA. RefSeq names its product calcium channel, voltage-dependent, beta 3a (gene cacnb3a). Gene Ontology annotation, cellular component: voltage-gated calcium channel complex. NCBI's taxonomy places the organism in Eukaryota, Metazoa, Chordata, Actinopteri, Cypriniformes, Cyprinidae. The transcript is spliced from 14 exons. Gene Ontology annotation, biological process: neuromuscular junction development; chemical synaptic transmission; regulation of voltage-gated calcium channel activity. The coding region runs from base 397 to 2070 and encodes 557 amino acids. Gene Ontology annotation, molecular function: high voltage-gated calcium channel activity; protein binding. The record is from RefSeq and is a predicted model, not a curated record.